Molecule: messenger RNA, 1140 nt
Organism: Monoraphidium neglectum
Lineage: Eukaryota; Viridiplantae; Chlorophyta; Chlorophyceae; Sphaeropleales; Selenastraceae
Product: protein required for cyt b6 assembly
Exons: 8
Coding region: 1-1140 (379 amino acids)
Biological process (GO): cytochrome b6f complex assembly
Source: RefSeq, a predicted model, not a curated record
AUGGGCAGCAUAGUGAAGGCCCUAGGAGGGAUAUUUAAAGGUUUCAAGAAGCCGUGGGAGAUUACGGGUCUGACCAGCACAGUAGAUUACCUGGAGUACAUGCCCAGCGCGUCAGACUACCGCAAGCAUUCACCAGGGUCCCAGCCUGUGAGCGCCAUCGUGCCGCACGACAUCCCGGCGCUGGUGUACAACACGCGCUACUACGGCCGAGACUUCCGGCGCAACAACAAGUACACGGCACGCGUGGUGGACCGCACCCCCCUGGACGUUGACAAGCUGGUGGCCUCCAUGCCGCUGACGCCUGAGGACAUCAAGUUCUCGCCAGCGAGUGGCGGCGGCGGGGGUGCUAGUGGUGGCGGUGGUGGCCUCAACGACGGCGAUGAGCUGGAUGUGGCGGUGUUCCGCUUCACCCUCGGCAUACCCGGCUUUGACGACAGCCUCGUGCCGCGCGUCGUCGGCGGCGCCGCGGCGGCGCUGCUCGCCCUCAACCAUGUUCUCGGGGCCCAGCCCGUGCCGCCGGCGCAGGAGCGUGCGGAGUUCUUGUGUGCGCUGCUAGUGGCGCUGUGUGUGGUGACCCCCGAGAUAGAAGAGCGCCUCAAACAGGUGCUGCCCGGCCGCGGCCGCCAGCAGGCCGCCGAGGCCGUCGACGGCGCGGCGCGCGUGUUUGUGCUGGCGGAGCGCCUGCCAGAGGCGGACAAGCGGGAGCUGGCCUGGCUCACGUUUGCGCUGCUCAAGAACGCCAACUGCUGUGGCGUCGUGGUGGCCCUCGGCGGGGGCGAGGUGGUGGCGGCGCGCGGCGCGAUCGGCAGCGGUGCGGCCGGUGGCGCCAGCGGGAGCGGCGGCAGUGGCGGCGGCGAAGUGGUGCUUGAUGCGGCUGCGAAGGACCUGGCCCGCGGCGCAGCCGCCUCCGCAGACGUUGCGGCAGUGCUGCGGGGGCAGCGGCAGCAGCUCUGGCUCCCCGACCGCGCAGCCAUGGCGCGGGCCGGCGUGGACAGCUGGGCGGUGGUGCCGCGCGGGGCGCAGUCGCUGCUGCUGCAGCACGUGGCGGGCGGCGGGGCGCUGGUCGUGUUGGGCGACCGGCCGCGCGCUCUGCCAGGCAAGGACCGCAGCUGGGUGGCCGCGCUGGCGCGCAAGCUGUAG